UACUUUGUCUUGAUUGCUGACAGCAACUAGCCUCUGCAUAUAUUUGUUAGGGUCGGCAAAAAAAUCAUGAAGCUGCCGGGUUUGGUUGUGGCAAAGAUUGAGAAUAUAUUGUUUUAUUACCUGCUUAUUCAUCAAAGGAGGGCCCAGAUUUUGAAUGUUAAUAUUCGGUUCACACAAAGAAAUCCAGAAAGAACCGUAAAUUUUGGUGGAAGAAUAACAGAGGAAAAUACCUCUUUUCUUUGCUGUCAUCCAUUGUUCGGUGGACAGUGUCAAAGAAAAGGAGACUAAUGGGUGUCUGUCAACAGACCUCUUGGGUGAUGUUUCUACCCAUAACCUCAAAUUGGGUUUGGAUUGAAAUUGAAAUUGGACCAAUUUUUCAAAAGACUGAUGAUUGGGGCCAAUCUGGGCAACCCCACAAGUUGGGUUUGGGCUAAUUUCUUUUUUUAUGGGCUGAAAUUGUUACAAUCAACAAUGGAAGUGACAUUAAUGGAGGUUUCCCCGCUCUCUAAAUUGUAUCUGGUAGUGUAAAGAUGAAGCUAAACUCAUUAAACCAGAGCUCACACAUGUGACAAUGAAGAUGAUGAACUGAUAUUAUUAAUAUAGACAGGGUGCCCUGUUUUUUCUUUUCAUUCCCUUUCUCUGUAGAAUUCUUUCACUUCAUCAUGUGACAUGUUUAAUGGCCUGCCAUGAUAUAUUCACAAAGAUCAAAUAAGACCUCUACAAUAUUGAUCAAUUGCAACCAGUUUUAGUUUCAGUAACAACCUAAACUGAUGAAUUUUCUUGUAGCUCUGUGCCUAGGAGGAGCACUUGCAAAAUGGGGUUAUUGGGAAAGUUCUUCAGGUUCCUCCCAUUGGGGCAUUGCUGUAAACCAACAACCACUGGCGGCGACUCUGAGUCGCUUGGCCCUCACGGCAUCUCUGCUGCCAGACUCGGCAUUUGGGCUCUUGCCUACGACCUUUUCAACUUCGAGAUCACCUCUCAAGUCCCAGAAGAUCUCAGUCGGCAUGUUGUCUCAUCCAAGAAGGCUCAAGCUAACUGGUAUAGAAAACUAGUUGAAACAUGGAGAGAAGCAGAACAACCACCAAGAACAGAGGAAGAGGCGGCUAGGCUUGUUAUACAAACCCUCAAGGGACACAAAAAGGCUGAUGUUCAGGGCUUAUUGGAUUUCUAUGGUCUCCCUCGUCCCCAUUCUCUUGUCAAAGUUUCUGCUGGGGUCCCAACUUCAUUGCCUCAAGGAGUAAAGUUUGAGUUCCAGACACUACCAGUUGAUGCAAAAGCAGUUCCAGAUGGCGAUGGAGUGACAGUUUAUGUCAGCACAGCAGAUCCCAGAGAAUCCUCCUCUGUUCCGAGCGAUGUGCAGAUAGCAGCCAUCCAAAGAUCAGAAGCACGCGCUGAUAAGAAUUAUACUAAGGCAGAUGAACUUCACCAAAAAAUCAUUGAUGCUGGAUAUCGGGUACUAAAUGUUCAAAAUGAGGAGAUCCUUGCUCGAAAGUAUCGAAUUCGACUGAGGGGCAUAGACGCACCGGAGACUUUAAUGCCGUACGGACAAGAAGCCAAAGAGGAGCUGGUUAAGCUUCUUGAGGGCAAGUGCUUGAGGGUCCUUGUCUAUGGGGAAGACCGUUAUGGCCGCUGUGUAGCUGACGUAUACUGCAAUGGCGUAUUUGCACAGGAAAUAAUGCUCAAGAAGGGUGGUGCAUGGCAUUACACAGCCUACGACCAGCGCUCCGAGUUUGCAAGAUGGGAAGGAGAGGCUCGACGGAGGCAAAUUGGGUUAUGGGCUUCAUCAAACCCUGAGAAGCCAUGGGAUUGGAGAAAGGAUAGGCGUCAAAGGCAGAUGACAUAUUGGUGACAAAAUUAAGUUCAGAAUGAAACAUUCAUUAUGAGAUUAUUUAUGCCUUUAAGUGCAAGGCAGUAGGUUUAUUUGGGGUGAAAAAUGAGGUUUUGUGUUGCUAUCCUUUUGCACACCAAACCCAAAUAUCUCACCUACCCUCAUAAGCAAAUCCCACUAAUCAAGGGAUAAUCCGUACUUGCCAUGCCUUCAAGCCUGAAAAUAAAAGAAAGCUCCACUACUUGAAGGAAGCCUGCAAAAAAAAGCUCACACCUCUGAGAAGGAUCGGCUGCCACUCUCCCAUUUUCUCCCUCUCAUUGACUAAGGCUCUCAAGCCUCUCUCUCAAUGUAAAGUGUAUUAUGUAUAAAUCUCAAAUAUGAAAUGCAAAUACAAACAUAGUGGACGUAGCCCGAUUAUGGGUGAACCACUCUAAAAUCUGUGUUUUAUGUGUGUGAUUGUGGUUUUGCCUCUCUAAUGAUGUUGAUCCAAAAUCCCCCAUCAACAGUCUAUAUUUGAAUAGUACAGUGGUUUGUAUAAGUGCUGAGAUCAAUUGGUAUAUUUCAAUAAUAAUGUU
Prunus avium (sweet cherry) is the source of this 2403-nucleotide messenger RNA. Its product is annotated as staphylococcal-like nuclease CAN2. Gene Ontology annotation, molecular function: nuclease activity; aminoacyl-tRNA ligase activity; nucleic acid binding. NCBI's taxonomy places the organism in Eukaryota, Viridiplantae, Streptophyta, Magnoliopsida, Rosales, Rosaceae. Gene Ontology annotation, biological process: tRNA aminoacylation for protein translation. Gene Ontology annotation, cellular component: cytoplasm. The record is from RefSeq and is a predicted model, not a curated record.